UUGCUUGGUUCUUCUUGGAAACAGUAUGGGAGUAGCCUACAAUGGCCUAGGUAUGGGAGGAGAGUAUACUUGUAACGUUCCAAACGUGAUGGAAGAUAGUGAAGAAGUUGAUACCAACAAAAGAGGAGGAAGAGUCACCAGACUGGUGAUGGGAAUGGAAGUAGUUGGAAAUUACGCACCUUUUAUUCCACAACUCAUCAUUAUUGCAACAGCUUGUCGCAAUGCUUAUGUCGAUGGUUUGUCUUCUGGUUGCAAGUAUCAAGUAGUCACACGAGUUUCAGUCGCUGUAACAACUCUUCCAGUCCUUGUCGUUCUUAUCUAUCGCACUCGAUGAAAGACUCACAAAUGUAUCUUCAAGACAGAGACUGUCACAAGAGUCGUUUCGACGGUUUAGAUUUUUUUCUUUUUAUACGCCAUUUUGCAUUCAGGAGCAUCGGCUGUAUUACUAUGUGGUUCCUUAUCGAUUGGCUACACUAUUCAGGAGGAACUUUUGGCAAUCUUGUUCUGCAAUCCGUUUUAGGAGUCUCCUUGUUCAAAGCUGUCUGGUUGUCCCUUGCAGAAGGAGUAGCAUGGGCU
Messenger RNA from Galdieria sulphuraria, 576 nucleotides. Its product is annotated as MFS transporter, PHS family, inorganic phosphate transporter. The transcript has 2 exons. NCBI's taxonomy places the organism in Eukaryota, Rhodophyta, Bangiophyceae, Galdieriales, Galdieriaceae. Bases 26 to 334 code for a protein of 102 amino acids. The record is from RefSeq and is a predicted model, not a curated record.